Molecule: messenger RNA, 1331 nt
Organism: Plodia interpunctella (Indianmeal moth)
Lineage: Eukaryota; Metazoa; Arthropoda; Insecta; Lepidoptera; Pyralidae
Product: adenosine 5'-monophosphoramidase HINT3-like
Exons: 3
Coding region: 176-592 (138 amino acids)
Molecular function (GO): catalytic activity
Source: RefSeq, a predicted model, not a curated record
GAGUGACAGUGACAGCCAAUGACAAAAAUAAAUAGUGAAUAUGGGAGAAAAUCUUUGAAAAAAUUUUCAUUUCUUUCAAAAAAAUAUUUUUUCAACAGAUUUCUCUUUUAUGUAGGCACAAAUUUUCAUAAUUUAUUUAGCUAAAUACUUCGGUUAUUUGAGAUUUGCUAGGAGAAUGGCUCCUGAUCACUCCCCGUGUAUCUUCUGUAGUAUAGUUAAUAAGCUGACAGACACUGAAAUAUUAUAUGAAGAUGAGGAAAUAUGUGUUUUUCGCGAUAUAAAGCCAGCUAGUAGAUUUCAUAUAUUGACUGUGCCUAAAAGACACAUCGAAGACGCUAAAUCGCUUGCACCUGCUGAUAAAGAGCUUGUUGUAAAUAUGCUGAGGAUAGCUCGGGAACUGGUAGAAAAACACAAUUUGUCAGUAACUGACUCACGAUUUGGAUACCACUGGCCACCGUUCCGGAGUGUGAAGCAUCUCCAUUUGCACACUAUUGCUCCGGAAUCGGAAAUGGGAUUCAUGUCCCGUUUGAUAUUCAAAAAGGAUUCAUAUUGGUUUGUUUCGCCCGAUUACGUAGUUUCCAGAUUGGGAUGAGAAAACUAAAAUUAUGGAUAUUUUUUGUGAAAUAUUAUUUAGGUAAUGGUGUUAAUGCAUUAAGGUUGAUGGAAAUGUCAAAUAUUUUUAUUUAAACUUUACCAAAAUGUUUACCAAAGAGUUCCUAGGCCACAAAGUGGGCAACGCGUGUGUGACACCACUACUGUUGCAGGCUGUUGCUUGAUAGGCUGUGGUGACCACUUACCACAAGGAGGGCCGCAUGACUGUUUGGUAGUAUAGAAAAUGGAUGGACGAUAGAAAUUUUAAAAACAUUGUUUACCAGUCAACCUUUGGGAAAAAGCGAUUAAUGUUUAAAAUUAAUAUCAACCAAUAUAGUGUAUUCAAGGGCUAUUAUUAUUAUUAUUUGUAUCUCCUUUUGAGAUUCACGGCACUAAGUCCGGUCCUUUGAGAGGCUUGCGUGGGGAUAUGGAUCCAACACGUAGAGGCCCUUUGGAGAAUUUUGAUGUUGUGUAGGUCUCCCGCCAAGACCCGCUCCCGGAUAUACCAAUGAAAUGAUAUGCCCAUGAGCAGGUCUCGGCGGGAGUGUGAACUAUUGCAGAAUAAUGGAUAGAAGUACUGGUCUAUAGAAUGAAAUUUGGAUGGACUGAGAAUGGGCUUAUUAUUAUUAUUAUUAUUUAUAUUUAUCUUCCAUUCCAUUAGAAGCAAUUUUAAGGUUAAUACACUAAAGAAAAAAAUGUUCACUUAUUUGAAAAAUAAAUGCCUCUAAUUAAAAUAUUAA